Periconia digitata is the source of this 1721-nucleotide messenger RNA. Lineage: Eukaryota; Fungi; Ascomycota; Dothideomycetes; Pleosporales; Periconiaceae. The record is from the annotation of a GenBank genome assembly.
CAACAACACGGAUAGACACGGUGUGGUAUAUCACAUUUCAUCACACACGCCGGACAAGUACCGUCGACGGGUAUCACGACCGCAUCGUCGCACCCUUGCGCCCCCCAACCAACCACCGUCCAGCACCACGCGCAGCCGUCAUGUUGUCGGUGCUCGAAGCACGCGGCCUCGUUCCCUUCACGCCCAGCGACAUCAACAAGACCCAGACGAUUAUCAAUGGCGUGACUUUCAGCCUCGACGCGCUCCGCGAAUUCAAAUAUGAGCUUUACAGCAACCACACCAUCUCCAACGAGUCCAACUGCUACUUGGCUUUCGACCGCUUCAAACCAUGGAUGAUGGAUAAUGGGACGUGGGUCGGUGAGACCAAUUGCUACAUACCGUACUACGGUAUCGGGACAAGGGGGAAGGCGAGCAUCGCGUUUGGUGUGGCAUUUGGUCUUACCAUCAUGUUCACCCUCGUCAAUCUAAACAAACACGGGCGGUUAUAUAUUCGCGAGGACAAGCGGUUCCGCGCGGUGGGGCGGCGAUGGCAGUGGUACUGGAUGUUAUUCACAGCAGCAUGUGGCAUGAUCAGCACGCUGACCGGUGUGGACAUUGAUCGAUUCUACGUCCAGCAGCUACCCAUUAUCCUGCAGUGCUUCUUCUUCAUGCUCAUGAUACCAGGCGUGCUGGCCAUGGUGUGGGAAGCAGUGCGGCACUGGGGGUCCUGGCAAGAACGCCAAAUUGUCGAUGCCGACCCCUAUGGCAUGCCACAGGAUGAUCGCCGCUCCAAAUUCGAGUUUUGGAUCCCCCUCGUGUUCUACCUCUUCGCAUGGAUCGAAUUCUUCAUGACCAUCCCGCGCUCCUGGACGGCGAUUCAGAAGCAAGACAGCCCCGAGCAAACCGAACUCAUCGCCCGCCCCGCCGCGACGAACACAAGAGGCAAAGCGGGCGCCGUCAUGGCAGCGCUCGCAUGGCUCGUCAUCUGCGUAUCCCUCUACCAUUCCAUGCACCACUACAAAUCCACUCCGCCAGGGAUAUUCGGCAAGAUUGCGUCCACCGCCCGCAACUGCCCCUGGCACCUCCUUGCCGUCAUCCUCAUCCUCGCGGUGCGCGUCGCCUACGGGCUCGCGGCGGCGUGGAUCUGGGAUCUCAGCGUGUUCCAAAAAGACGUGCACAUUGGGUGGCCGUUUGGGCUCGGAUACGGCAGCAUUCUGCUCGUCAUUGUUGUGUUCGAGAUUGCGGGCUUCCUGCAGGAAAACGAGGACAAGCAGCUCAUUGCGCAGCGCAUCGCGCGCGGCCGCGUGCAGGACGCAGAGCUCAAUCUCGUGCGGAAGCCGAAUUGGUGGAAUCGGCACAUGGCGAAUCGCUUUGCGAGCGAGGAGCAGCGCUUACGCGAGAUGACGCGCGAAGUUGGCGGAGGAGGUGGAGGUGGAGGUGGAGGUGAGGAAGGGGGGAGAGGGUCGAUGCGUGCCACCAGCGGAGCAGAUGUGGAGAUGAAUGAUUUGAACAUGAAGAUCAGGAACAGGAGUACGAGCCGGCCUCCCAACGACCCCUUUCGCGAUGAGAGCCCGCCGAGGGGACGCGGAGGGACGGGUAGAGUGGAGAGUGAGACGGCGAGCGUAAGGACAGAGCGAACAGAUCUGACGGGGCAGACGCUGGGUGGUGGUGGAAGUCAUGCGGGUGCCGAGUCUCGCGCCGGUGUGCCGCAGCAGAGAAUCAGGAGUAUGCUAGACGUGUGA